Magallana angulata is the source of this 2295-nucleotide messenger RNA. RefSeq names its product F-box only protein 43-like. Bases 375 to 1589 code for a protein of 404 amino acids. NCBI's taxonomy places the organism in Eukaryota, Metazoa, Mollusca, Bivalvia, Ostreida, Ostreidae. The transcript is spliced from 5 exons. Gene Ontology annotation, molecular function: protein binding. The record is from RefSeq and is a predicted model, not a curated record. Gene Ontology annotation, biological process: regulation of mitotic nuclear division; negative regulation of meiotic nuclear division. Gene Ontology annotation, cellular component: nucleus.
CUAUUUGCAAAAAAAAUAUCUUGUUAUGAGAUUCAAAGGCAUUAAAGAUUUAAUCUUCUCCAGUUCUAACAUGAAACGCCAUGUGAAAUUGCUGGAGGAAGUGACGAAAUUCUAUCUUGUAAACAUUCUGCGAACUUCCGUUAUACCUUUCUUCGUAGGAUCGCAUCGAAAAGUCAAGAGGUGAUCCGGCAUUGUUUUGAUUGGUCAACGACAUUUUGGCGAAUCAUUUGAAACAUUUGCCAAGUGAGUGAAAAACACACAGAGACCGAGUAGAUAUUUGUCCAAGUUUUCAUCACGAAACUUUAUAUAUUGUGGAAGAAUUGAACACAAGAGAGUUAAAAAAUUGAAAUGAGAAAGUGAUUUACGUCAGAAAGAUGGAUUUUGAGCAUCAUAAACUAGAACAGUGUCCAGAUUUGAGUGGCUUCAAUGAAAAGGGAAGAGCAUUUAGCACAAGUACACCAGUCGUACACAGUAAACUUAGUGAUGAUCUCCCCCCUCGGUCCCUGUCGACCAGUGCCUGGUCCCCCAACGAUAGUGGGUAUGGGGACUCCCUCUGUAGCAGCAGUGCUGGAGAUGACACCUGUCACGUGACACCAACAGCAAGCAGGGGCAGCUUCACCAGCUUCCGACUGACCGGUCUGGAUCUGAGCCCGAGUCCCACACCGACCGUUAAGAUCAGCGGAUCACUACAGACAGACAAACAUGUGCCCAGGUUCUCCCUCGGUGUUCACACACUGGACUUCGAAAUUCCUGAAGAGGAACAAGUGUUUGAGAAGUUCUCCCCCAACAAGACUGAGAGUCCCAUUCCUCACUACAGUUUGGAGGAUGAGGCUGAGGACAUGCUUAUUGAGGAGUCUGAAACCUCAUCUGCCCCUUCUUCGUCCUCGAGAACUCAAACAUCUUGUUCAAAUUUGACAGACAGAUUUGAUGCAGUGUUAAAGCAGUGCAUGCCCAAAGUACCCGACAGAAUGAUUGGCAGAAAGAUGGGGCUGGAGAAAGUAGACUUGAUUCAUGAACUUGACCACAGAGGGAUGGGGAUUAUCAUAGAGAAAAUUGUCAGUUAUCUCCAGGCUUCAGAUAUCCGCAGGAUGUGCAGAGUUGACAAAACAUGGCGAUCUGUGUGCAGCCGCUGGGCAGUAAAGAAGCCAACAAAAAGGCUAAGAUUGUUGAAAUUGAGAGACAAGGAAAAUGAGAGUCACAAAGUGCCCCAAGACUUGGACUUAGUGGGGAGAGGCCUCACAGUAGGGGAGCAGACCACGCUGAGUACUGUCCAGGCAGUGCAAGAACGAGUCCCCCCACCCUGCUCCAUUGGCACCCAGAGGGAUCUCUUUGUACAGACUGCUGGAACUCUGAAAAAUGAGGAGAAAAUGACCAAAUGUCCCAUGUGCCAACAAGCUGCCAUUGUGUACCCUGUGGAAGAGAGGGGUGUGUGCCAGUCAGACAAGUGCCAAUUCGAUUACUGUGUCAAGUGCUUUCACCCAUUCCACCAAAGCAGACCCUGCGUUCAAUUAACAGUGAGCAAAGUCAAACGAAGUAAAGACUCAAAAAUAGGUGGAAAACGUGGAAAGCAGAAUCUGAGGCGCUUAUAGCACAGAUAACAUGACCCUCCCGGUCAGUGACCUUCAACUGAGACAAAGGAGACUCGUCCCCUCCUUGAGUAGUGCCACCUGGUGGUGCCCUAGUCCCAAAGCCAGUGUCCAAUACGGGACACCAAGAUGUGAACUUUCUACCACUGCCAAGUUCAACGAAUCAGCUAUCAGAAGGCAGCUAUGUAACCACAAGGUUUCAGCCAUCUUUACAAGGCUAAUGCCAUCUUAAAUCAAAAUCCACCAAUUGUGUUCAAUUGUUCAUAUUUUUGAUGUGUUCAUUUAUCUUAAGUGUUCAGGAAAUGAACAAGUGUUUUUAGAGUUUGAUGAUUUCUUAUAUUUUAAUAUAUAUAAUUUGAUUAUUUUUUUCAAAAUGUUUUUUUAGCCUAUAUAUCAUUUUUUAAUUGUAUUUUACUACUUUCACUAUUACGAAUAAGUUCAAUUAUGAAUUAUUUAGUAUUUUCCCGAUUUUAAGCCCAUUUGUAUUUUAACAGUAAUUAUACUAAAAUUCUCUUCACAAGCCGACAUAAAAUAUUGAAAUUUUGCAGCAUUUAUAUUCUAAGAUAAUCAGCAAAUUGUAUUAACAGGCAUGUCUUUAAUAAACAGAUUGAUUUACUUUGUUGCUCCAAAAUGAACUUUAUGCAAAAUGUGAUGUGCAUGUUCAAAAAUUAUAUUUUGAAUAAAUUUAUAUCUUUACAUUUAAAAAAAA